Candidula unifasciata is the source of this 258-nucleotide messenger RNA. NCBI's taxonomy places the organism in Eukaryota, Metazoa, Mollusca, Gastropoda, Stylommatophora, Geomitridae. The record is from the annotation of a GenBank genome assembly.
AUGGGAGACAGAUACAAUAUUCACAGUCAGCUGGAACACUUACAGUCCAAGUACAUUGGGACUGGGCACGCAGACACCAGCAAGUGGGAAUGGCUGACCAACCAGCAUCGCGAUACCUACGCCUCCUAUCUGGGCCACUUUGACAUGCUCAACUACCUCAGCCUGGUGGAGAACGAGUCCCGGGCCAGGAUCCGCUUCACCAUCAUGGAGAAGAUGCUGCAGCCAUGUGGCCCACCACCUAAACGCCCUGAGGACUGA